AGACAGGAGACCAGUUCGACACGAGAGCUCAGCGAGUGCGGACGCGCGAAACGGACGAAACGGUCGAUCGGAAUCGAAGCUAGAUAACGGCGCGUGCCAAAGCCAUAAACCAUACAACAACAACAAGAACUACAGCAACAAGCCAAUCUGUGCGAACAGAAAAUCCUGUUAGUGUAGACAUCGCAAGAGGUCUUUUAACUGCGAAUCACAUUUCCCAUAUGUGUUAGAAAAGUGAGAAACUGAACUAACGGUAAAUACAGGAAUUAUUAAAGUUUAAGCUAGAGUAGUCGAUAUGCCUGAAAUUGUGGAGUUGAACGUUGGCGGUGUCCACUACACGACGACGCUGAAGACCCUGCUGCAGGAGAAGGCGACGCUGCUGUACGAGCUGUUUGCAGGGCCGGAGGGUCGCGAGUCGCUGGCCAAGGACAGCAAGGGCCGUUAUUUCCUGGACCGUGAUGGUGUCCUUUUCCGCUAUAUAUUGGACUUUCUGCGCGACAAGGCGCUCAAUUUGCCCGAGGGCUUCCGUGAACGCCAGCGCCUGCAGCGCGAGGCCGAGCACUUCAAGUUGGCCGCCAUGCUGGAGUGCAUACGUGGCGACCGGGAUGCCCGGCCACCUGGCUGUAUCACGAUUGGAUACCGCGGCAGUUUCCAGUUCGGCAAGGAUGGCCUGGCCGAUGUCAAGUUCCGGAAGCUGUCACGCAUCCUGGUUUGUGGCCGUGUCGCACAGUGUCGCGAGGUAUUCGGCGACACGCUGAAUGAAUCACGAGAUCCGGAUCACGGUGGUCCGGAUCGCUACACGUCUCGUUUCUUCCUCAAGCACUGCUUCAUCGAGCAGGCUUUCGACAAUCUACACGAUCACGGAUAUCGCAUGGCUGGCAGCUGUGGCUCCGGCACCGCAGGCUCGGCGGCAGAGCCCAAGCCAGGCGUGGACACGGAGGAGAAUCGCUGGAAUCACUACAAUGAAUUUGUUUUCAUUCGGGACUAAGCAGCUGCGGGAGUGCAUUUCUGCUCUCUUCCGAACUUCUUAAGUUUGUGAUACCGUUAACCAUAAUUUAAACACGCCUCUUCUCUGGUCUAUAUACCCGGAAAUAGGCCAAAUCUUUGUAUUGUCGAGAGUUUUCUUAAUUUUUUAUCAAAAAUAUUUAUUUUGAAUGGGAGCAAGGCAGGCAAAUAUUUGAAAAAGAGAGAGAAAAAAUCAAGCAUUUGUCACCAAAUUAACUUAUUGGCCUAAUCUGAAUAGAAUUAUCAUCAAAUUGAAA
Molecule: messenger RNA, 1259 nt
Organism: Drosophila virilis
Lineage: Eukaryota; Metazoa; Arthropoda; Insecta; Diptera; Drosophilidae
Gene: Ktl
Product: BTB/POZ domain-containing protein Ktl
Biological process (GO): protein homooligomerization
Source: RefSeq, a predicted model, not a curated record